AUGGCGCCCAUGGGCAUCCGGCUGUCGCCGCUGGGCGUGGCGGUGUUCGCGCUGCUGGGGCUGGGCGUGCUGUACCACCUGUGCGCGGGGCUGGCGGGGCGGGGCGCGGGCGCGGGGCCGGGGGGCGAGGGGCCCGGGCCCGGCGCGUCCGUCCCUUCGUCGGCGCGGGGAUCGGCCCCCGUGGAGCUGCGCGCGCUGCUGGCGGCGGCCGUGGCGGCGGCGGAGCGCGGCGGGCGCGAGGUGCGGCGGGUGCGCGAGAGCAACGAGCUGCGCGCGCGCUCCAAGGGCAAGACGCGCGAGGGCGCCGACGACCCCACCACGCGCGGCGACGCGCUCUCCAACCGCCAGAUGGUCCGCCUGCUCGCCCGCGCCUUCCCGGCCGUCAAGAUAAAUACUGAGGAGCAUGUGGAUGCAACUGAUGAGGAAGUUAUCUCAUGGGAUCGUAAAAUUCCAGAGGACAUCCUGAAGGAAAUAAGCACCCCUAAAGAGGUACCAGCAGAAAGUGUCACUGUAUGGAUCGACCCACUGGAUGCUACACAGGAAUAUACGGAGGAUCUUCGACAGUAUGUUACCACUAUGGUGUGUGUUGCAGUAAAUGGUAAACCUGUGCUAGGAGUAAUACAUAAACCGUUUUCUGAAUAUACAGCAUGGGCAAUGGUAGAUGGUGGUGCCAAUGUGCAAGCUCGUACGGUCUACAACGAGAAGACCCCCAGGAUUGUGGUGUCUCGCUCACAUUCGGGAAUGGUUAAACAGGUUGCUCUUCAGACUUUCGGAAACCAGACUACAAUUAUCCCAGCUGGUGGUGCUGGUUAUAAAGUUCUAGCACUCUUGGAUGUGCCUGACCAGAGUCAAGAAAAAGCCGACCUAUAUAUCCAUGUGACCUAUAUAAAAAAGUGGGAUAUAUGUGCUGGAAAUGCCAUAUUAAAAGCCCUCGGCGGGCACAUGACCACCCUGAACGGCGAGGAGAUCAAUUACACUGGUUCGGAUGGCGUCGAAGGGGGGCUCCUCGCGAGUAUCCGAAUGAAUCACCAGGCACUGGUCAGGAAACUUCCAGAUCUGGAGAAGACGGGGCACAAGUGACUGAUGAAGCUGAGUGCAGUUGAAGCUUUCUCAGAGCUAGUGGUCAGCCCGAUACCUUGGGGCUUCAGAGCAUCGCUGGAGACUGUGUGGUUAAGGCCAUUCCCAACGGUUUCAAGUAUUUAUGAAGCCUCAGAGACUUCUCUUCCCUGGGAUGGGAUGCCAGAUCAGGGGACGUGGGUCGCUUCACGCCUCAACUCUUGUCUUUAUUUUUGAGACUAUUUUCAUACAGUUGUCAUGCACAAGGCACAGACAUGUACUUGUGAACUAAGACUUAAAUCUUCACGAGGAGUCACCGUUUCCUAUGCAUUAUGAAUCUCCAUUCUCAUUACUGUGAUGUGGAAGAAAAAUUGAUUUUGUGUAGAUCUUUAAAUUCUGCUUUAUCUCAUUGAAAAUAAAGUAAUUGGGGGUUUUUACCUCCUCGUGAUGGGAAGCACAAGAAGCUACACAUUAAUUAAUCUACAACUAGGAUCUGUUUGUCUGUUACUGAAUAUUUCAGUGAUAUUUCUGUUACCGAAAAUACAAAAGCUUAACAUUGUUUUUUUCCUUUAAACUGUUAGUAACAGGUUCACCAGCUAGUAGAGAAUUUAGAUAUAUAGCGGUAGCAUUGUAAUUGAAAUUUCUGUGUGUGCUUUGUUUUGUUUAUAAAGGAAAGUGUCUUUGUACUUAUGAGUUUAGCAUUUCUUCCAUCUUGUUGAGUUUCAUACUCUGGACAGCGCAUGGUUCUGUACUUUCUCUCUUUAACAACAUAUAAAUGUCUUUAACUUGUUACAGUUUGGACUAAGGAUUCAGGGUUAACACGAGGAUUUUGGUACUUUUUUAUUAGGGAUAUAAUAAAUGUAAGGCAAUAUAGGAAAAUUCAUGAUUCCACUAUUGGAAAUUAUUUGGCAUUUCAUGUGUUGAGCUAGAUUUUACUAAAUCCAAAGCCUUUUGAUUUCAUACUUUUUACAAAAUUUGCCAGGUUUGUACAUAGGGGUUAUCUCAUCAUCAAGAAUGAGUUAUGGUUGAUUUUGCCAUUAAUAAAUGGAUAUAAUUUAAUCAAACUCAAAAUUGGAAAUGCUUUGUAGUUUCCUUCCGAUUAAGAUAAUGAAGGCUAAAUUAAUUUUUGAUGAAAUUUUUUCAUAUUCAGUACAUAGAAUCUGGUUGGAAGAUAGGUAGUAGCUGUCUCACUGUUUCACUGUAAUUAGAACCUUGCCUCAUAAUCAUAAUUUUUAAUGGGCUCUCUGACUUUUCACAGUGACAUCUGGAUGCUUAUAAAAAAAGCCAUUACUCUAUGUGACAUUGGUAUUUUUGUAUCCUGUUAACAUACUGUUAAGGAGGAAAAUUUUUCAUGGUUUCUUCAACACUUGUUUGGUUUUUUUCUUUGUUUGUUUUUGUUUUGGGUAACAACCAGCUGUGCUCAGGGCUUACUCCUGAUGUGGUCAAUGGACCUUAGGGGAUGCUGGGAUUGAAUCCAGAUUGGCUGUGUGCAAGACAAAGGCCCAACUGCUAUACAAUUGUUUCAGCCCCAACUUUUUUUUAAAAAACCCUAAAUAACUCCCCAUUUAUUUUUGGUAUCUUGUAGGUAUAAUCGACCAAAGAAUGGAUAUUCUCAGCAUGAUGGAAUGUGCAAAAAACUAUAGGUUUGCAUCUGAUGCUGUCCAAAUACUUGUAAACCUUCUAAGGAAUUGACUCUAAUAAGAUGAAUGCAUUUUCACCCAGUAGCAAAUAACUGCUAAUCUGGGCUUCAAAAAGUAGUCUUUGGUUUAGUGAAAAUUCAUUUAAAGUUAGUUGGUGCACUUGGUAUUUCUGUAGAACUUUGACAUUUUGAAAAGCGGAGACCUCAUCUUUGUCUUUUGCAUUAAAUGAGGAAAUCAUCUUAAGAAAAAAUGAUGCAAAGGCUUGUGCUGUUUCAGAACCCUUUGUUGAAAGCAUUUGUUUCACUAUAUCAAACUUGGGAAAAAAUAAUAGUUUUCUUUUUCAUUAUUGGUUCCAAUAUUGGAACUUUCUUAUUUAAUAGAAAUGAAACAUAUUAGCAAGCAUGAAUGUUUUAUUUUUAUUUUCAUCAGCAUGUAGAUAAUAAUAGCCCUGUGAAGGGUUUUUGUGUAUAAAUAUUCAGAUAGUUAAAUGCAUUAUUUUUAUAAAUAAUUGUUGGAUAUAGACUAGUUGAUGACUAGUUGAUGAUGUGUGUAUAUGUAUGAGACAGGGAGAAAAAUUGGAACUCAUGACCUCACAGUGCAAGGCAUGCACCAUUGAGCCACAUCCCAAACUUUUUAAGCUUCUAUAGAAAGUUCGCUUUGUUUU
Molecule: messenger RNA, 3360 nt
Organism: Suncus etruscus (white-toothed pygmy shrew)
Lineage: Eukaryota; Metazoa; Chordata; Mammalia; Eulipotyphla; Soricidae
Gene: BPNT2
Product: 3'(2'), 5'-bisphosphate nucleotidase 2
Exons: 5
Coding region: 1-1080 (359 amino acids)
Biological process (GO): skeletal system development; phosphatidylinositol phosphate biosynthetic process
Cellular component (GO): endomembrane system
Molecular function (GO): 3'-nucleotidase activity
Source: RefSeq, a predicted model, not a curated record